This is a messenger RNA of Mycena indigotica, 1320 nucleotides long. RefSeq names its product PLCXc domain-containing protein. The coding region runs from base 25 to 1320 and encodes 431 amino acids. The record is from RefSeq and is a predicted model, not a curated record. Lineage: Eukaryota; Fungi; Basidiomycota; Agaricomycetes; Agaricales; Mycenaceae. The transcript has 5 exons. Gene Ontology annotation, biological process: vacuolar transport.
UCUUCCUUCCCCCCUUCACUACGGAUGCUGCUGCGGACGACGGCGACGGCGACGGCGAUUGUGCUGCUGGGCCUGGGCGUAGGGGUGCUGGGUGACGAGGCGAAGGCUUGUACGGGGAGGAACGCCGGGAAGUACUAUGAUUUGAGCGGGCUGAGGAACGCGAAGGACUACAGCCUCAAGACUCCCGGCGGGCAGGAGCUCGUGAUCAACGCGUGUGGAGCGGUCGCGCACGAGACGUGGGGGCUGAAAAAGGACGACGUGGACGACCCUGCCAAGGUCGCUGGGUUUACGAGGAGGGAGCAUGGCGAUUUCUCGCUCGGACAGGUAAACACGACGCUGACUUUCGGGGCGCGCUCGGGGUACCCCCACCUUGUCUUCACCGACGGAUCCAGAUGUCUUGACAGCGAUGGGAAGAAGGUGGAUAACUUGCGCGGGUCUGCGGAGAUCGAGUUUGUGUGCGACCCCGCGGCAGGAAAAGGGUCGCCGAGGCUGGUUGCGGCGCUUCCCCCGGGCAACAGGGCUUGUGCAUUUGUUUUUGAGUGGCGCUCCGCCAACGCGUGCGCCACCAGCGAAGGCUGGACAUUCGGCUCUUUCCUGUGGUUCCUUCUAAGCACGUGCUUCAGCCUGUUGCUUGCCUACCUCAUCGUUGGGUUCAUCUACAACACGCUUGCGCUCGGACUGCGCGGGAUGGAAGCCGUGCCGCGCUUCUCGCUUGCGGGGGCGGUGCACCAUGCGCGUGAGGCGGGCGAGAUGGCGGUGGACUGGUGGGCGACGAGCGGGCCGGGGCGCGGGCGGUUCGGGCUGCGCGGGGACGGGAUGCGGGCCGGAGGGGCGGGAAGGAGGUUUGGGAGAGAUGCGGAGGUGGGCGGGGAUGUCGAGGAGGAGGAGGGGUUGCUUGGCGGCAAGCCCCGGGCCGAACGCGCGCAGAGCAUGGCUGCCCCGCCCGUCGUCAGCGCCGCUACCGCCAACGGCGCGCACGGCCCGAUCCCGAUGCCCGUCCCGGUGCCCCUUCCAAUGCCGACCCCCGCGGGACUCAACCCGGCGUCGCACCAGGCACAGGUCAUGGCCGGCCAAGGGCAGGGGCAGGCGAUGGAGGACAUGCCCGCCCCCACGCCCCUGCAGAACGCGGCGAUCGGGCUGAACCCCGCGAGCCACCAGGCGCAGGUCCUCGCUAGUAUGCCCGUGGCGCAUCUGAGUCGGUCGCCGGCCCCGGGUGUUGGUCCGAUGGCGCCGCUGACACCCGGGAGGGAGCGGUUUGCGCUGGGGGAUGGCGAGGAGGAGGACGAUGAAGAGGAUGAAGUGGGGGCGGUGAAGCUGUGA